GUAUUGACAAAUAUCUUUCAAUUAUGAUUACUUAUCUUAGUAUCUGUAUUUACAUAAUCAUUGUGUGAAACCUUGUAUUCUAUAUGCAUAACCAAUACUCACAUUGUAUUUGAUCAUUUGUAUUACUCACAGUGUAUUUUACACGCAUUUAUAUAGAAGAUUAACCAAUACUCACAAUAUAUAUUAUUUACACAUAUAGAUAAACAUUGUUUGAUCAGGCAUGUGACUAACACAUUUAUUAUGGCAAAUUAACCCACAUGAUACAUAAGACGUAUAUUAACACAUAAGACCUAUUAUAUGGCGGACUAACCACGCGCUGCUAACACAGUAACAUAUGACAUAUAGAGCCCAUUGUGGGACGCAUACAGCUUAUGCUUGAAGCAUUUUGCUCAACUGCAUGUUUCUGACUAACGGCCAUCAAUCAUCCGCUAGUACACUCUGUACGAACUGAAUUGAUACAAAGGAGGCUUCGGGACGAACAGUGUGGCCUUUCUCUCUGUGCGCGCAAAGUCCUUCACCUACCAAAGCGGGAGGACGCGCGCACAUAGGGAGGGCGGCACUGUCUAAUUUACUGAAACAAUAUCACACUGUCUGACUGGACCCAGUCAAUUCUUGAAACAAUACCACACUGUCCGGCUGGAUACAGUCAAGGCCAAACACUGAUGGUCCGGUCAGACACGUGAAAUGGAUUACUAACACGUGAAAUUACGCAUGCUAACAUGAGAUGAUUUUAGCAACGCCUCAUCAGCAGGUUUCACGUCAUUUGGGGUAUAAACAUGGAGUCCGAUCAGAGGGGGGUCAGAACUUAUGCGGGGACGGCUGUUAGACGGUCUUUCAUGGGUGGGUUCUCCUGAAUAUUCAGCACUUUGUAAUAAAUGCUUGGUUUGCUUUCAACUUCACUCCACUGUCUGACUCUCUCUAUCAAACGAACACGCAGGGGAGUUGUACCCCGGUCGAGAGGUGGGUGUUGACCCACCUUUAAUAUUCUUUUCUACAACAAUUUGGUGACCCCGACCUCUGAACGAGUCUGACGAAGGACAGCAUCCAGCACUGAUCCACUCACGGCCGAACUUAACGAACCAGGUAAGCAGAGCCGGUUUAAUCAAAUUCUGCAUAUUGGCUAUUUCAAAUUUGAGUGGAGCGGCUGUCGGGCUGCGGUCCGGAGGGAAGCAGGAAGCAUACCAAUGUAUUUACUCGUCUUUUGUACAUAUGUGAGUAGAGACAAAGGGUCUCCUCGGGAGUUGAGACAAAAGGGUCUCCUCUGGUUUUAUAUAUAGGUGAGUUGAGACAAAAGGGUCUCCUCGGGAGUUGAGACAAAAGGGUCUCCUCUGGUUUUAUAUAUAGGUGAGUUGAGACAAAAGGGUCUCCUCGGGAGUUGAGACAAAAGGGUCUCCUCUGGUUUUAUAUAUAGGUGAGUUGAGACAAAAGGGUCUCCUCGGGAGUUGAGACAAGGGGUCUCCUCUGAUUUUAAGGAUUGGGAGCUGGCGUGCCCCCCCGACUUCUGACGAGAUGUUCGGAUAACUGCUAGGUGUAAGCCUACCUCGAGAUUGAUCCGCUCGUGAAUUGGUUCAGAAAAUAACAAAAACAAAUAAAAAACAAAUAAAAUAAAAUAUCAUAAAAAGUCAAUAAAUUAAUAAAUAAAAAUAUAUAAUAAUAAUAAUAACGCUCAGUGACGCGGUGAGUGACGCAACUUCCGGCCUGCGAACCUGCUUGCUGUUUGUUUAGCUCCUCUCUGUUUUAGAUAUUUGUUUACGUUUUCUACUACUUAUUAACUUUUAACCGUCUUAUAACCCUCCUAAACUUAUAAAAUCCCUCAGGUAGCCAUUAUUUUUGUGUUAUUUAUCGAUUUUUGCCGUUUUUUUUGUGUGUUUUGUGCUUACUUCGAGGUAAUGGCGUGUGCGGAGGAUCAUGCUCUCCUGACACUCAGCGAGGAGCUCGUCCGUCUGGAUCAGCAGAUCCACCGCCUGCUCGAGAGGCAGUCGGAGCUCCACAGGCAGAGGACGAGGCUGGAGGAAUCCCGCGCCGCCGCCUUCGCGGCCGUCUCCAACCCGGUGCUGCCGGCGCGGCGGACCCCGGCGGUCGUUUGCUUCACUCCCGCUCCGGGAGGGGCCUGGGAGCGGCAGCGCGGCCGAGGAAAGCGGGUUUCCCCCCUACCUUCUCAGCCGGAUUUUGCCUCCGCAAACCGGUUUGAGGUCCUCAGCUCGUCGCCGUCGCCUCCCCCAGCCCCGAGGAAAACAGAUAAGGGCAGUACCCUCAUUGUCGGAGAUUCCAUUGUUAGGCAUUUAAAGGUGUCUAACGCUAAGUGUAAUGCUGCAGUGUCGUGUUUUCCAGGAGCUCGGGUCCUGGACGUCGCCCGGCGGCUUCCUACGGUGCUUCGGCAUCGCGGGGACCCCGGCACCGUCAUCCUGCAUGUGGGUACCAACGACACGUCCGCCCGGCGCAGCGAGGUCCUGAAGGAGCACUUUCGCACUCUUCUGGACACCGCUCGCAGACUGACCCGCGCCCGCCUCCUCAUCUCUGGUCCGAUGCCCACCUACCGCCGCGGGAGCCAGCCGUUCAGCCGCCUCUACGCUCUCCACUGCUGGCUGCGGGACUGGUGCUCUGCUAGUGGAGUUGGCUACGUGGACAACUGGGAGAGUUUUCGGGAACGUCCAGCCCUCUUCCACCGAGACGGGCUUCACCCCAGCCGCCUGGGAUCCACCGUCCUCUCUGGUAACAUUGAGGCGGUGCUACGCCGGGACUGACUGGCUCUAACCAGUCAUACCGGCCAGGUUAGUGGUCUAAGUAAUGGGCAGUUUAGUAAUAUACAUUGUUCUAAUGAGUUAUCUUGCCACUUUCCUGUGCAUAAGGCUGUGAGUUUUAAUUAGGUGCCUUUUUCAGAUACAAGUGCAUUUUUACCUUGUAGGAUUGAGACUGUGUCUGUCCCCCGUGUCGCUCGAAACCGAAAAACUCAGAAAAUCUGUUUUAAUAAUCUUAUUAAAAUUAAAACAACAGCAUCCGUCUCUCAGAGUACCAGCAGCGUCCGUAUGAAACUAGGGCUAUUAAAUAUAAGAUCGCUAGCACCAAAAUCAGUUAUUGUUAAUGAUAUUAUUACUGAUAAUCACCUUAAUGCACUAUGUCUGUGUGAAACCUGGAUUAAACCUGAUGAAUAUAUCGCUUUAAAUGAAUCUACCCCCCCAGGUUUUAGCUAUUUCAGUUACCCACGCAGCUCUGGUCGUGGCGGUGGUGUUGCCACAAUCUAUGACUCAAUGUUAGGUAUAUCUCAAAACUCACAAUUGGAUGCUAAGUCGUUUGAAGUUCUUAGUCUUAAAGUAGCAGGCCCGUCUCCUGCUUCCAAAACGCAGCAUUCGUUCCUGCUUAUAACACUGUAUCGUCCUCCUGGACCAUACUCAAAUUUUAUUAGUGAAUUUGCUGACUUUCUAGCAGCAGUAAUUCUUCUUUCUGAUAAGAUCAUAAUUGUCGGAGACUUUAAUAUCCACUUUGAAAAGGACCAGGAUCCACUAAAAAUUGCAUUUAAAUCAGUUUUAGAUGCUCUAGGCUUUAAACAAAAUGUAAUUGGCCCCACUCACCGAUGUAGUCAUACAUUAGACUUAGUUUUGACACUGGGUAUUGAGGCUGAGAAUAUAGUUACUCUUUCUCAACAUGACUCAAUAUCCGAUCAUUAUCUAAUUAUGUUUGAAAUAGUUUUUAAUCAAAAUAUCCUCCUCCCGCCCCGCUAUAUCAGCAAGCGUAAAAUAACAACCGCAAUUGCUAAUGAAUUUGUAAAUAAACUCCCCGACUUAACCAUCUCCCUUCCGUCCUAUGAGCAUGAUCUCGAGCACAAAACAGAAUAUCUACAAACUGUGCUCCGCUCUAAACUUGACCGCGUAGCGCCGACAAAAAUAAAACAAAUCAGGGAUAAAAAGCUAGCACCGUGGUAUAAUGACCACACACGUACAUUAAAACAAACCGCUCGUAACUUUGAACGUAAAUGGCGACACACAAAACUAGAAUUUUUCCGGCUAGCAUGGCAGCAUAGUCUCACAGACUACAAAAAAGCCCUAAUUAAAACAAAAUCCCAGUAUAUUUCAUCGCUUAUUGAGAAAAAUAGAGACAACCCUAGAUUCCUUUUCACUACUGUGGCUAAACUCACCGGCAGUCAAAGCUCCGUUAUCCCUGUCGACAUUAAUAGUAAUGAUUUCAUGAAGUUCUUUGAUGAAAAAAUGAAUAGCAUUAGACAAAAAAAUCAGUAUCACUCCCAAAAUUUACUUAUAGAUAUCGAUGAAUGCUGCUCCAGCUCUGAGACACAUCUAGAGUGUUUCAGCCCGGUUACAGAAAAAGAUUUAUUUAGUGUAAUUAACUCAUCAAAAUCAACAUCAUGUAUAUUAGAUCCAGUACCCACACAAUUAUUAAAACAGGCACUGCCAAAGGUGGGAAAAUCAUUACUAGAAAUAGUAAAUUCAUCCCUUAGCAUGGGCUACGUACCUAAUUUUCUUAAAUUGGCGGUCAUUAAGCCCAUUAUCAAAAAGCCAAAUCGGGACCCCCGCGAGCUUGCUAAUUAUAGAACAAUUUCUAAUCUUUCCUUUAUAGCCAAAAUCCUAGAAAAAAUUGUGUUUAACCAGUUGCGCUUGUAUCUACAACGUAAUAGUAUGCAUGAGGUUUUUCAAUUUCAAUCAAAACCAUAGUACUGAAACAGCUUUACUUAGAGUAACUAAUGAUUUACUUUCAGCUCUUGAUAGGGGCAGUAAUGCCAUCCUUGUACUGCUAGAUCUGAGUGCUGCCUUUGACACCAUAGAUCACGCUAUUCUACUUGAUAGGUUAGAAAAUCUUAUAGGAAUUAAAGGAUCAGCCCUCACCUGGUUCAGAUCUUAUCUGAGAGAUCGAUUCCAGUGUGUUUAUUUAAAUAACGAAUGCUCUUAUCAGUCUAGAGUAAAAUAUGGUGUCCCUCAAGGAUCAAUACUAGGUCCAUUACUCUUUACUCUUUAUAUGCUACCACUGGGUAAAAUUAUCCGUAGGCAUGGUAUUAACUUCCACUGCUAUGCUGAUGACACGCAACUUUACAUAUCUGCUAAACCCAACGAGGAGCUCUGUACAAAUCAAAUAACAGACUGUAUUAAAGAGAUUAAAAAUUGGAUGACACACAACUUUCUCUUACUUAAUUCUGACAAAACUGAGGUCCUUCUAUUAGGUCCUAAUAUUGAUAAAAACAUAAAUGUUAAUACUGUAGACAUAGACGGUCACUUAAUUAUACCUGGGAAAACUGUGAGAAACCUUGGGGUCAUCUUUGACCCAAUUCUUUCAUUUGAUGCUCACAUAUGUAGCAUAGUCAAAAUUGCAUUCUUCCAUUUAAGAAAUAUAGCCAAAAUCCGCAGCAUACUCUCUCUGGAAGAUGCUGAGAAGCUGGUACAUGCAUUCAUAACCUCCAGGCUGGACUACUGCAACACGUUGUUGGCUGGAAGUCCACAUAAUUUACUCCAUAAACUCUAGUUCAGAAUGCAGCCGCAAGAGUGCUUACCAGAGCUAGAAAGUUCGAUCACAUUACACCUAUUCUUUCAUCCCUACAUUGGCUACCUGUUAGAUUUCGUAUAGAUUAUAAAAUACUUCUCCUGACGUAUAAAUCCCUCAAUGGUCUGGCCCCGCAUUAUCUACAGGAACUCCUUACUCCUUACAAUCCGCCACGUUCACUCCGCUCCCAAGACGCUGGCCUGUUAUUAGUCCCGCGUAUUAGAAAAAACUAUGCAGGAGGAAGAGCGUUCUUUUAUAAAGCUCCCCAACUUUGGAAUAACCUCCCUAUUGAUAUACGGGACUCAGACACACUCUCAAUCUUUAAGACUAGACUCAAAACAUUUCUAUUUGCUCAAGCUUUUGAGUAAUGUCUCAUUACAAUUUUCUUCCUCUUACAGCUUAUCUAGCAAGUUUAAACCCUGUCCUAAUCAUCUGCUUUCUCUUUCUCUCCCCAUGUCCUGAGCUGCUGCUGCCAAGUGCCCAUCACAUUCCAGCAGAGUUUUAUAAAAACAUUCUAACCCCUUUUUUCUUCCCUCCCCUCUCUGUUCUCUCUCUCUAUCUUUCUUACAUGUGCUGAGAUGCCUGGCUGGCCGGUCGGCCUGGAUGUGUCCGUCUGUGGUUCCAGCUUUCAGGAAUCAGCCCUGUCCUACUACUCAUCAGAAUUAUUACACAAACUUUCUAACUUCUGCUUUUUGUUUCUCGUUCUUUCCUUUCUGUUUUCUCUAUCUAUCUCUUUUACAUGUAUGGAGAUGCCCUGUUCCUGAUGUUCCCAGCCUGGCUCUCCACUGCCCGCUGUGUUGUACUCCAGCUCUGCAACCCUGCACUGAUUAACAUUAACACACUCAGUAUCUGUUUCUAUAUUAGCCAUAGCUCUAUAGUUUGUGCCCAUCACAUUCUUAUAUUCAUAAAUUAGUACCUGUUAUAUUAGCCAUAGUUCACAUUAAUUCACUGUACUGUUUUGUUCUGUUAUUUGUUUGUUGUUUGUUAUUUGUUUGUACUGAGCGGGUCAACCCGAGUAGGAUGGGUUCCUUGGGUUCCUUCCAAGGUUUCUUCCUCUUAAAGGGAGUUUUUCCUUGCCACUGUGUCACCAUAAAAUUGGCAUCUCUGUGGUGCUGCUCAUAAGAGGCGUGGACCUGUUUUUCCUGUAAAGCGGCUUUGUGACAACCUUUGUUGUAAAAAGUGCUACAUAAAUAAAAUUGAAUUGAAUUGAAUUGAAUGUAUAAGACUAAACAACAAUAAGAUAAAAGAUAAGUAAAUAAAAGCAGCAUCCGCAAACAAGAUUUAGAUUAACCCCGGACAUACAGAUAAGUCAUUUGGACUUACUAAAAACAUUGAAAGGCCUGAUAAUACAAGUAGGUUUUUAGAUAAGACUUAAAAACCGUAAUGGUGGGAGAUGCUUUAAAAAAAAACAGGCACACUAUUCCAAAGUUUGGGUGCUGCAACGGAAAAAGCUCUGUCACCUUUUGACUUUAGUUUAGAAAGUGGCGUCUCCAAGAGCAGCUGAUUUGAAGAUCUUAGGACUGUUCGGGUUGAAUAAGAACACAGAAGGUCAGCGAUAUAUGAUGGAGAAAUGACAUUUAAGGCUUUAAAAACACUUAAUAAGACUUUAAAGUCCGUUGUGUAUCAUAAAAAUCCAGCUAUAGUGCAAAUACUGCAAAAGACAGUUUUGUGAUAUUGAUCAUAUCUACAUUGUUAAUUUCUGUAUUGUUUCAAUACCAAAACACACAUAAUUUGUAUGAGAGUUUGAGUGGGUUUUUGUGAUGCUAUAAUGUUUUGGUCUUUCUCUUGCAGCUGCCCGGCCCACAGCACAAAGAGCUUCUGCUGCAGCAGGCCACACAGUGCCUCACACACCUCCUCAGAAUAGCAGCAAACAAGAGAAGGAACUUCAUCCUGGACCAGUGAGCUUCACACUUCCAGAGCAGGGGCAGCUUCUGGAGGAGGUACUGUUUGUGGAACUCUGCCGUGAAGAGGUGCAAAAACUGCUAACAACUUACAAAGAGGAGGCCAAACGUCUCCUACCCGCACCCCCAAAACGCAAGAGGCAUCAAUACAGACACAACAAACUUCACAUGAAGUCACGCAGCAGAGCAUAUGGGUGGAGCCAAAGCUCACAGUCACAGUGGGGACACCAGAAACAAUAUGGUUGGCACCCUUCUUUAUUUGCACAGCCUUAUGGCCGUAACAGUGAUCCACAGCGGUACCGGGAUUACUACCAGCCUUACACUGGACAGUGGAACACCUAUGACCAAACUCAUGGUUACUACAGCAAUCAAGAUUAUUAUUUUGGAAAUCAAAGUUUUUGGUAAACCUUUAAAAAAUGUGACGUGUACAUUUUUUAUUUAUUCUAUUAGUAUCUGUUAAACGUCAAUUUUUAUACUGUUUUUAGAAUUCUUGUUUUUAUAUAGUUUGUACAUAUAUUAUAUAGCUCUGGAAAAAGUAGACCACUUAAAAAUAAUGAUGGAUGAUCACAAGCCAUCCUUUUUUUUUUUACAGGAGUGGCAUAAAGUUAUACAAAAGCAGUGUGUAAGACUAGUGAAGGAGAAUGAGCAAACACACCACAAUUGUUUUUAUUACACUCUAUUUUGUUUUAUUUGAAAUUUGACAAUUCAAUCUUACAAUUUGGAAAGCUAUGCAAUAGUUUGCGGAGAACUGCAUACUAUAUUUGUGUUAUGUUGAUAAAAAAAAUAAAAUGUGCAUUUCAUUUAUGCACAUAUAAACAUAAAUUAAUGUAUCUUAUUA
This is a messenger RNA of Astyanax mexicanus (Mexican tetra), 8223 nucleotides long. RefSeq lists its product as uncharacterized. The transcript has 7 exons. Gene Ontology annotation, molecular function: catalytic activity. The coding region runs from base 1890 to 2744 and encodes 284 amino acids. The record is from RefSeq and is a predicted model, not a curated record. Lineage: Eukaryota; Metazoa; Chordata; Actinopteri; Characiformes; Acestrorhamphidae.